GCCGGAGUCGUCUCGUUUGCAGCCUCCAACGCCGCGGCCGCCUUUCUGGGAUUUGAGUCUCGCGCUUUCUUCGUUCCCUCUCCGGCGGGUUCGCGCCCCUCUCGCGCCCUCGGGCAGCGAGGCUGGGAAGGGGUUGGAGGGGGCUGUUGAUCGCCGCCUUUAACUUGUGCUCGGGGCGGCCAUGUCGGCCGGCGAGGUCGAGCGCCUAGUGUCGGAGCUGAGCGGCGGGACCGGAGGGGAUGAGGAGGAAGAGUGGCUCUAUGGCGGCCCAUGGGACGUGCAUGUGCACAGUGAUUUGGCAAAGGACCUAGAUGAAAAUGAAGUUGAAAGGCCAGAAGAAGAAAAUGCCAGUGCUAAUCCUCCAUCUGGAAUUGAAGAUGAAACUGCUGAAAACGGCGUACCUAAACCGAAAGUGACCGAGACUGAAGAUGAUAGUGAUAGUGACAGUGAUGAUGAUGAGGAUGAUGUUCAUGUCACUAUAGGAGACAUUAAAACGGGAGCACCACAGUACGGGAGUUAUGGUACAGCACCUGUAAAUCUUAACAUCAAAACAGGGGGAAGAGUUUAUGGAACUACAGGAACAAAAGUCAAAGGGGUGGACCUUGAUGCACCUGGAAGCAUUAAUGGAGUUCCACUCUUGGAGGUAGAUUUGGAUUCUUUUGAAGAUAAACCAUGGCGUAAACCUGGUGCUGAUCUUUCUGAUUAUUUUAAUUAUGGGUUUAAUGAAGAUACCUGGAAAGCUUACUGUGAAAAACAAAAGAGGAUACGAAUGGGACUUGAAGUUAUACCAGUUACCUCUACUACAAAUAAAAUUACGGCCGAAGACUGUACUAUGGAAGUUACACCAGGUGCAGAGAUCCAAGAUGGCAGAUUCAAUCUUUUUAAGGUACAGCAGGGAAGAACUGGAAAUUCAGAGAAGGAAGCAGCUCUUCCAUCUACAAAAGCUGAGUUUACUUCUCCUCCUUCUUUGUUCAAGACUGGACUCCCACCGAGCAGAAACAGCACCUCUUCUCAGUCUCAGACAAGUACUGCCUCCAGAAAAGCCAAUUCCAGCGUUGGGAAGUGGCAGGACCGGUAUGGGAGGGCCGAAUCACCUGACCUAAGGAGAUUACCUGGGGCAAUUGAUGUUAUUGGUCAGACUAUAACAAUUAGCCGAGUUGAAGGAAGGCGACGGGCAAAUGAAAACAGCAACAUACAGGUCCUUUCUGAAAGAUCUGCUACUGAAGUAGACAACAAUUUUAGCAAACCACCUCCAUUUUUCCCCCCAGGAGCUCCUCCCACCCACCUUCCACCUCCUCCAUUUCUUCCACCACCUCCAACUGUCAGCACUGCUCCACCUCUGAUUCCACCACCAGGUAUUCCAAUAACUGUACCACCUCCAGGUUUUCCUCCUCCACCAGGCGCUCCACCUCCAUCUCUUAUACCAACAAUAGAAAGUGGACAUUCCUCUGGUUAUGAUAGUCGUUCUGCACGUGCUUUUCCAUAUGGCAAUGUUGCCUUUCCCCACCUUCCUGGUUCUGCUCCUUCGUGGCCUAGUCUUGUGGAUACCAGCAAGCAAUGGGACUAUUAUUCAAGAAGAGAGAAAGAUCGAGAUAGAGACAGAGACAGAGACCGGGAACGAGAUCGUGAUCGGGACAGAGAAAGAGAACGUACCAGAGAGAGAGAGCGGGAGCGUGAUCACAGUCCUACACCAAGUGUUUUUAACAGUGACGAAGAACGAUACAGAUACAGAGAGUAUGCAGAAAGGGGCUACGAGCGCCACAGAGCGAGUCGGGAGAAAGAAGAACGACACAGAGAACGACGCCACAGAGAGAAAGAGGAAACCAGACACAAGUCAUCUCGAAGUAAUAGUAGACGUCGCCACGAAAGUGAAGAAGGAGACAGUCACAGGAGACACAAGCACAAAAAAUCUAAGAGAAGCAAAGAAGGAAAAGAAGCUGGCAAUGAGCCUGCCCCUGAACAGGAGAGCACCGAAGCUGCACCUGCGGAAUAGGCGUGGCUGUGGCCUUUGUGUAUAUUAGGGCCAGAAGUGUACCAUAAAUCUUGUUAUUUUUCUGGAUAAUGUUUAAGAAAUUUACCUUUAAUCUUGUUCUGUUAGUAUGAAAAGUUAACUUUUUUCUCAAAAUAAAAGAGUGAAUUUUUCAUGUUAAGUUAAAAACCUUUGUCUUGUAAUAUUUAAAAAAAUAAAGACAGCAGUGACUUUA
This is a messenger RNA of Zalophus californianus (California sea lion), 2204 nucleotides long. It is a transcript of the gene FIP1L1, whose product is annotated as factor interacting with PAPOLA and CPSF1. The transcript has 19 exons. Bases 182 to 1993 code for a protein of 603 amino acids. The record is from RefSeq and is a predicted model, not a curated record. Gene Ontology annotation, cellular component: mRNA cleavage and polyadenylation specificity factor complex. Gene Ontology annotation, molecular function: RNA binding. Lineage: Eukaryota; Metazoa; Chordata; Mammalia; Carnivora; Otariidae.